This is a messenger RNA of Helianthus annuus (common sunflower), 1358 nucleotides long. Its product is annotated as NAC domain-containing protein 92. Gene Ontology annotation, biological process: regulation of DNA-templated transcription. Bases 125 to 1051 code for a protein of 308 amino acids. The transcript has 3 exons. Gene Ontology annotation, molecular function: DNA binding. The record is from RefSeq and is a predicted model, not a curated record. Lineage: Eukaryota; Viridiplantae; Streptophyta; Magnoliopsida; Asterales; Asteraceae.
GCUAUACAAAACCAGAAGCAAGAUGAACCAUAAUAAUAGCUGACCUCACUUCUCUUAUCUUCUCUAACUCAACCACUAAAUUGUACUUGCAGGCAGUCAGCCAUUAAUUAGGGUUUGAUUAAGGAUGGAAGAUGGUCUUCCUCCUGGGUUCAGGUUCCAUCCAACUGAUGAAGAACUCAUCACUUUUUAUCUCUGUCAGAAGGUUUCUGAUUCAUCUUUUACUGCUAAAGCAGUUGCUGAGGUUGAUCUCAAUAAAUGUGAACCUUGGGACCUCCCAGCCAAAGCUUCCAUGGGAGAAAAGGAAUGGUAUUUUUUCAGUUUGAGAGAUCGAAAAUACCCAACCGGCCUACGAACUAAUCGUGCAACAGUGGCUGGUUAUUGGAAGACAACCGGAAAGGAUAAAGAAAUCUUUCGUGGCACGGUGUUGGUUGGGAUGAAGAAAACCCUAGUCUUUUACCGGGGUAGAGCCCCAAAAGGAGAAAAAACCAACUGGGUGAUGCACGAAUAUAGACUUGAUACUACACAUGCUUUCAAACCUAAUAAGGAAGAAUGGGUAGUUUGCCGAAUCUUUCAGAAAAGCUCAAUAGCUAAAAAGCCAAUGCCCACGAUAUCAUCCCCUCAAUCAAUGGACUCACCUUGUGAAACUAACACGAUGGCAAAUGACUAUGGUGAUAUCGAGCUUCCAAACUUAAAUGGCAUCUCAAAUUCAAAUACUAACAUUUCCCUUCAGAAUUAUGGAAUGGAAAACCUUAACACAAACAUGAAUCUAAAUAUGAGUUUGGCAGGCAGUCUUCCAACGCUUUCUUGGCCGUCUAACUUACUAAGUUCGAAUCUUUCGGUGAAUGCGUUCCUUCUUAAAGCAUUGCAACUUAGAACUUACCAGCAAAGAGAAGCUGUAAAUUUUGAUUAUCAAUUCAUGCCACAAGGGAAUUCACACAUCUUAAACGAGGCAUGUCCAAGUUUGCAAGCUUCUUCCUCUAGAACUUAUGAAUCUCUACAUCAACCACAACAACAACAGGAGCAACCAUUCAACUUGGAUUCCAUGUGGUAAGCUAUAAUGAGUAACAUUUGAUAUUAACAAUUUAUAAUUGGUCAAGGGGUUAGAUCAACAGACACUUGGAGGUAACAAAGAACUAAACCUCUUUGGUUAGAUUCAUUUCAAGCGAGAUAUCAUGGCAAAAGACGGUGGCUUUAUUGUGAUUAUUGUAACUUUUAAGCUAGUGUAAUUAAGUAGUUAAUUGUUGAUUAAAUAAUUAUCAUGUUGUUUUGUUUAUCCACAUUGUAAUCAAGUUAUUAGCUUCUCAAUUGUACAACUACAUUUCGAUAUGAGAAGAUAACUAUUGUAGCUCGCCAUCAAA